CUUUUUACUUUUUCUCUCUGCUACCCCUCAUUGAGCCACUUGAGCCGGGAGCAGAUGGAAAGAUUGUAGUGGGGGGGAAGUAAGCAGAGCAGCAGAUAGAGAGAGAGAGAGAGAGAGUUGGAAGAAGCCAUGAAGAGAGUGAGGCAGCCCAGCGACAAUGCUUGAUGAACUGAACCACUGACCACCAGAGAGCCUUUCUUCCACUUUGACUGAGCCCCGGGAAGACCGAGAAACCGCACAAGGACCGCCACGAGGGGUCAACCGCCAACUCAUCGCCAACCGUCAACUCAUCGUCCCAGCUGAGACGGGCCAAACGAGCCCAGGACGUGGAGAGAGAAAGAAAGACAGAGGGUAGGGACAAGCAGAAAGAGGAGGGGAGGUCAGUAGAUGAGAGCUGAAGCAGACGGGCAGAAGGAGAUGCUCAGAGGGACAGGACAGUGAAGAGAAGAGUGAAACAAGUGACAGGAUCGCUGCAGGUGUGUCCACCUGAACCGAAGCUGUCGCAGAACACAGCGAGAGACAGGGAGCGAGAUCAGGCAGAGAGCAGCGAGGCAGAACUAGACAAGGGAUGGCCAACUCGGGUCUCCAGCUGUUGGGUUACUUCCUGGCGCUGGGCGGCUGGAUCGGCAUCAUCUCCACCACCGCCCUGCCCCAGUGGAAGCAGUCGUCGUACGCCGGCGACGCCAUCAUCACGGCCGUGGGUCUGUACGAGGGGCUGUGGAUGAGCUGCGCCUCGCAGAGCACGGGACAGGUGCAGUGCAAGAUCUUUGACUCCAUGCUCUCGCUGGACAUCCACAUCCAGACAUGUCGGGCCCUCAUGGUGGUGUCAGUGCUGCUGGGCUUCAUCGGCAUCAUCGUCAGCGUGGUGGGCAUGAAGUGCACCAAGGUGGGAGACAACAACCCAGCCACAAAGACUCGCAUCGCGGUGACCGGAGGCGCCCUCUUCCUGCUCGCAGGACUAUGUACACUGGUGUCUGUGUCCUGGUACGCCACCCAGGUGUCCUAUCAGUUCUUCAACCCAAAUACACCGCCCAACGCCAGGUAUGAGUUCGGCUCUGCCCUGUUCGUGGGCUGGGCGGCGGCCAGUCUGACGGCGCUGGGCGGCUCCUUGCUGUGCUGCUCCUGCUCCAAAGAGGACAUGCGAGGACAGCAAUAUUACCGCCAAUCACAGCCCUCUACAGCAAGGGAGGCAGAGUUGUUGAGUGAAACUAGUUUCCCUGACUGAUCAGCCCCCCCUGCCUUUUUAUCGAGGACUGUCCGACUGUCCGACCACUGUCUCCCCUUUCCCCACCACGUGUUACCUCUUAGACCCAAAUUUGGACCUCUUGGUAGAAUACUUCCCUUCUUCCUCUGUACUGGAUCUGCACCUUGUCAGUUUUAAUUGGAACUCAGAUGUUCUGUCUUCUCUCAUUUCCCCCACACCUUGUGAUCCUUUUCUGUAAAUAUGGACUCUAAAUGGAUAUCUGAUCAGAUUGUUUCUUCCAGAAGUGAGAUACCCUCCUCGAUUUCAGCUUUUAAACACCCCCAUUGCACCCCCCCCCCCCCCCCCCCCCCCACGUGUCCCAUUAUCAGCUGAGAGUUAACAACGAAUUGAAAACACUUUCUGUGUUUGAUGAUUAUAUCCUAUGACCUCUGGGUGUUUUUUGCAAAUGUGUCUUGGGCUUAUUUUGUUUCCUCUGUGACUGCUUUGACUGAAACGUGUCCUUUUUUUCCCUUUUGAAUUGCAGACCAAAUGUUAAAAGUACCCCACCAGAGAAAAGGGAGCAGUACUUGUAGUUUGGGAGUCUUCUGGCCUUACCGUGGUUUAGGUUGUGUCGACAGACAAAAAACCCUCUCACUGAGGAAUUCAAAACAGACAAACAGGCAACACUAAAGGCAGAAUUGAUGAACGGCAACCUUUCAAGCAUAUUGAGGCAACACAAAUUAUAGACUCAUUGUUGAAGUAAAAUAAAUUGUUUUGGGGGGGGGGGGGGAUGAAAUUGAUGUUUCAGGGGUUUUUAAAAAAAGACAAUAUCCUUGUCUUGUCUGUUUUGCUGACUUUGGAAGAGACAGUCAUUCAGGGUAUGUUUUCUAUAAUAUGUUAAAAUGCCCAGGUGUAUAUACCACCUAUUGUAUUCUUCAUCUCUCUUUUUUCUUUUUACUACAUAUAUAAUGUUUUACUACAGUGCCUUAUAACACAUGUUUGUGCACAUGUAUGUUUUUGACUACAUGGAUUCUUCAUAUUCGCCCAUUCCGCCCUUAGGGGUGUGUGUCCAUAGCUCCUCUGCCAGCAGAUCUGUAUACCUUGUUUUCUAUUGUUGGAUUUUCUGAAAAUGAAUGUGAAGCUAACACAGUACCACUUAUGAAACAAACAAAGGAAAAGGACAUACAAUAGAUCUUCAGUUAUAAGGCCUUAUGCACUGUUUGUAAGAAGCUGUGUGCCAGUUUUCAAGUAGCCUGGAUUGAGGAUAUACCCAGCAAAUUCAUUUUUUCAUUGUUUUGUGAAGUGCCAAUAUGAUUUUUGUGUGAAUGAUGGAGUCGUUGUAUUUUUUUGACUCUAAAGGAUAUACUGUACUGUGUGCUGUCCCCUGUACUAAGGAAUGCCAGUUUGCUGAGUGUUCAAACACCCUUCUGAUGCCUGCAUUUAUUUACCAUGUCGUUCCUAUCUCUAAUAUUUACCUCCUCCAUGUUGUGUAUCAUCUCAUUCACAGUAUACCCCUGUCUGUUUCUUUUAGAAUAAAGUAAACAGCGACAUAAAAACGGA
Messenger RNA from Scophthalmus maximus (turbot), 2743 nucleotides. It is a transcript of the gene cldn19, whose product is annotated as claudin 19. Gene Ontology annotation, molecular function: structural molecule activity. Lineage: Eukaryota; Metazoa; Chordata; Actinopteri; Pleuronectiformes; Scophthalmidae. Gene Ontology annotation, cellular component: plasma membrane; bicellular tight junction. The transcript is spliced from 5 exons. The coding region runs from base 569 to 1225 and encodes 218 amino acids. The record is from RefSeq and is a predicted model, not a curated record. Gene Ontology annotation, biological process: cell adhesion; bicellular tight junction assembly.